Messenger RNA from Clavispora lusitaniae ATCC 42720, 2151 nucleotides. RefSeq lists its product as uncharacterized. Gene Ontology annotation, biological process: chloride transport; transmembrane transport; intracellular copper ion homeostasis. Gene Ontology annotation, cellular component: Golgi apparatus; fungal-type vacuole; early endosome. Gene Ontology annotation, molecular function: voltage-gated chloride channel activity. The record is from RefSeq and is a predicted model, not a curated record. NCBI's taxonomy places the organism in Eukaryota, Fungi, Ascomycota, Pichiomycetes, Serinales, Metschnikowiaceae.
AUGCUGUUCCGCGAGCUCCGCGACGAGCAGGGCCAUUGGCGCGACAAAAACGUCCGAGAGGUGCAGCGCUUCCGCGACUUUGCCACCGUCGACUGGACCGACCACCACGUGGUGCGUCCACCCAAGCUUACUGCGCGGGCGCGCCUCCUCCGCUCGUCCCAGACAUGGGUGCUCCUCACCGCUUGCGGCGUGCUCAUAGGUGCUAUUGCUGCGCUGCUCAACAUCAUCACCGCAUGGCUUGCCUCGCUCCGUGUGGGCCACUGCAGCGGCCACUUUUACUUGAACCGUGAGUUUUGCUGCUGGAACGAAGAAUCGUGCGCCGCGUGGCGGCCGUGGCUGCACACCCCUGCUGGGGGCUAUUUUGCAUAUGUGGCGUGGCUGGCUGUGUUUGCAGCUACUGCAGCGUUUCUUGUCAAACGCUACUCCCCAGCCGCUGCCGGAUCAGGAAUUUCGGAAAUCAAAUGCAUUGUGUCUGGGUUUGUGGUGCGCGGAUUUUUGGGCGCAUCCACCUUGGCUCUCAAAAGUAUAUGUCUCCCAUUGGCUAUUGGGCUGGGCCUACUGGUUGGGAAAGAAGGCCCAUCUGUACACUAUGCCGUGGCAGCGGGCAAUUGUGUGGCCCGCCUUGUGCCGCGGUUCCGCGUGCCAGUGCGCGGGCGCGACUUCCUUACUGCUGCCUCAGCAGCUGGCGUGGCGGUGGCUUUUGGCUCGCCGAUGGGGGGUGUGCUAUUUUCCAUGGAAGAGAUCCUGCUGCGCCACCACUUGCCCACUCUCUGGAAAGCAUAUGUGUGCGCACUUGUGGGCGUGGCGACGCUUGCUGCAUUCAACCCCCUCCGUUCCGGCCAACUUGUGCUGUUUGAAGUCACAUACGAUACGCGCUGGCAUUACUUCGAACUUCCACUAUAUGCUUUACUCGGCGCCUUCGGUGGUAUCUACGGCAUUGUGGUUUGCCGUUUCAAUAAGCGAGUGGCGGGUUUCCGUAAACGUUAUUUGGCUCAAUAUCCGAUGAGAGAAGCCGUAUGCUUGGCUGUGGUGCUGGCCUUGCUCUGCUACCACAAUCGUUUCCUCCGCUACGACAUGACAGAAACCAUGCAAACAUUGUUUGCAGAAUGCAGUGCUGACGAUGCGUUGUGUGAGCCAAACAACUCUCUGCGUCUUGUUCUCGCUCUUUUAGUCGCCACAGUUUUGCGAACAGCUCUUACAAUUAUCACCUACGGCUGCAAGGUGCCGGCUGGUAUCUUCGUGCCAUCUAUGGCGGCGGGUGCUACAUUCGGCCGUGCAGUAGGCAUUCUUGUCGAGCGUCUUCACGAAAAGUACCCGCAACUGAUCUUAUUUUCAGCAUGUCCUUCUGAUGGGCCCUGCGUGAUUCCAGGAACUUACGCCUUUCUUGGCGCCGGAGCUGCACUUCUGGGAAUCACGCACAUGACAGUCACGGUGGUCAUUAUCAUGUUUGAGCUUACAGGUGCCGUGCGAUACAUUAUGCCAACUAUGGUAGCCGUUGCAGUGACGAAGUGGGUCAACGACACAUGGGGCCAUGGAGGCAUCGCAGACCAAAUGAUUUUGUUUAAUGGGUUACCUUACAUUGAUCCAAAAGAGGAGCCUCUUUUUGAUGUGACUGUAGCAGCGGCUAUGGCACCUGAAACGGUUGUAUUCGAAACAGAGAAGUCGUAUCCACUACAUGAGCUUCGCCGCAUUUUGUCGGCAGCGCCAUUCCGUGGCUUUCCUGUGGUGAAAUCCCAAGAAAACCCAUCCAUUGUGGGCUACGUAGCACGGGCAGAUUUGGAAGAUUUCCUUCGAGGUCGAGAAGAUGAUGCUGAACCGAUUCACUUUGGCAAAGGUGUUGGAUCCGAUCUUGCUGGGUUGGUCAACCAUGCGCCAAUAGUGGUGAACGUCUCAACUCUGCUCGAGUACAUACGGGACAUUUUCAUCCGAGUUGGGCCGCGGCAUGUUCUUGUGGAGAAGGAUGCCCGUCUUGUGGGCAUUGUCACCCGAAAGGAUGUGUUGCGGUACGAGCAUAUUCUGCAUGCACUUGCGCAUCCCACUGUUGACGAUGGAUGGGACCAGCGUGUCUGGAACUGGUUUGAAGCUGUUGGAGGAGUUUUGCGACUGGGUUUUAGCCGAAUCGGUCUUAAUGCAGUUGCCAAGUGGAUUUAA